AUGGCGGAAGUGCGGAAGCGCGAAAAAUUGGAGGAUCAAGAAGGUCAGCCAGAAUCAUCAUCACCCGCAGCUGACGUGGUGAUGCCUCCGGUUGUUGAUUAUGGUAGUGCUGCAGCGUAUGCGAUUGAGUUACGGAAAUGGUUAUUCACGACUCAUUGCUGGGCAUUUUGUCAUCAGAUGGCAACCAUGCAUUCUUUAGCAUAUCUGGCAUCAUGUAACCACCCAGAGAACAUGGUACCUCCGAUACCAUUCGGUAUCACAUUACCACCACCAAAUGCAUCUCCACCAACUACUAAUCUAUCAAAUUCAAAUCAAUUCAUCCAGCGCCGUACGAUCCCGUCCUUUACACGACGUAUCCUUGCGGAAGUUAUCGAUUCUAUUUUUGCAUUUGUCGCAAAAUUGUUUAUUGUUUACUUCUUGGUGGAAAUUGGUAUUGUGGAUCUGGACAAAUACGACCGAUUAUUGGGUGAUGAUGCUGACUUGCAUACGUUGAUUGACGUAACUCAAGAAUUGUUCCCUAUUGAGAUGCUCGCAAAAUUUGUUGUUAGUAUUGUGGAGGCCUUAUUUGUAUCAUAUGGUUUUGGAUCAGUACCUGCUGGACAGACGCCGGGGAAAGUUGCAUUAAAUAUUCAAGUGAUUACCUGUUAUCAAGUGAUACCCAUAACAGGUACCGAGGAAGUGAAUAUCGUCCGGACGCUCGGUGUCCCGUUCAGAAAUUCCUUACUACGAUCGCUAACGAAGAACAUGCUUAUCAAUCUACUUUUUCCGCUCAGUGCAGCAGCAUAUGCAUUUACUUACAAUCGUGCUGGCUAUGAUAUUGCUGCUAGAACGAUCGUUGUUAAUGCGUGA
Cercopithifilaria johnstoni is the source of this 849-nucleotide messenger RNA. The record is from the annotation of a GenBank genome assembly. NCBI's taxonomy places the organism in Eukaryota, Metazoa, Nematoda, Chromadorea, Rhabditida, Onchocercidae.